UUGCAUUAGCCAGCAGAUUAUCAUUCUAUUAGCCAACAGAUUAUCAUUGAACUUGCUAUGUAUACUUCUCCAUUUUUAUUCACUUACUAGGCUACAUCUUUGAUUUUAAAUUUGAUAGAGGAAUUGAUAAUUUAAGCUCUGUGAUUCGUGGGUUAAAUUUUAUUUGUGAUAGAAAGGGAUUUUAGUUGGAAGAAAUAGACAAAUAUUUGUCCUUGAUGGAGAGAUUUUGUGGCUGAGAAAGUUACGACUGCGGAACUUAAGUAAUUGAUAGUAGAUUGCAGUAAAUUAUUACUCGCAGUGGAGCCAUGGAAGUUAUGUGCAGAGCUGCAAGUUUUCCGAAUUAUCCACUUAAAAAGGUGCAUUUCCCUUCUCAAAGGAGCAGUGGCGCCAAUGCAUGCAGGCAAAGUCGACGAGGCACAAGGAAGGGGCCUCUGCGAGUGGUGGCGAAGGAAGCGACCAUGGCCCCAUCGCCCCCGAAGGAAGGAAACGAAAAUGCUAUGUACGACUGCGUGGUGGUGGGCGGCGGCAUUUCUGGACUCACCACUGCUCACGCCCUUACCUCUAAACACUCUUCUCUCGUCAAGCAAUUGCUGGUUACAGAGGCCACUGACCGUGUGGGCGGCAAUAUCAUCACAGUGGAGAAGGAUGGAUACCUUUGGGAGGAAGGCCCCAACAGCUUCCAGCCCUCUGAUUCCAUGCUUACCUUAUUGGUUGACAUUGGAUUAAAAGACGAACUUGUCUUAGGGGAUCCAAAUUCACCUCGUUUUGUACUUUGGAAAGGCGAGUUGAGGCCAGUUCCUUCAGGUCCAACAGAUAUAUUAUUUUUUGACCUAAUGAGCUUUGGUGGGAAGCUACGAGCAGCUUUUGGUGCUGUAGGAUUACGCCCUCCUCCACCUGGAAGGGAGGAGUCAGUUGAGGAAUUUGUGCGUCGAAAUCUUGGUGAUGAGGUUUUUGAACGUUUGAUAGAACCUUUUUGUUCAGGAGUAUAUGCUGGAGAUCCUGCCAAAUUGAGCAUGAAGGCAGCCUUUGGAAAGGUUUGUAGGUUAGAAGAAAAGGGUGGGAGUAUCAUUGGGGGAGCCAUUAAAACAAUUCAAGAGAGCAAAAAUAGUCCAAGGCCACCACGUGAUCCGCGUUUGCCAAAGCCAAAGGGUCAAACGGUGGGGUCAUUUAAGAAAGGACUGACAACAAUACCAAAUGCAAUUGCUAAUAGACUGGGUGAUAAAAUUAAACUAGGUUGGAAGCUUUUGGCAAUCAAAAAAAAUUCUAGCGGUGGAUAUGCCUUGACUUAUGAGAUUCCAGAUGGCUCCAUUUCUAUACAAACAAAGACGGUUGUCCUCACUGUGCCAUCAUAUGUUGCCAGCAAUAUUUUGCGACCACUUUCUGUAACUGCUGCGGAUGCUCUCUCACAGUUUUACUAUCCACCAGUGGCUGCAGUUUCAAUCUCCUACCCUAAGUCUGCAAUUAGAAAUAAAUGCCUGAUCAAUGGGGAGCUGAAAGGAUUCGGGCAGCUGCACCCCCGCAGCCAAGGCAUUGAGACACUAGGAACAAUAUAUAGUUCUUCACUCUUUCCUGGUCGUGCUCCUCCAGAUAGGGUGCUUCUUCUUAACUUCAUUGGAGGUGCAACUAAUCCUGAUAUUGCAGAAAGGAGCCAAAGUGCAAUUGUGAGUGCUGUUGACAGAGACCUGAGAAAAAUGCUUAUCAGAGAAGAUGCAGCAGCACCUAUGACUCUUGGUGUGCGGGUGUGGCCACAAGCCAUCCCUCAAUUUUUGGUAGGCCAUCUUGAUCUUUUAGAGACCGCACAAGGUGACUUGCGUGAUUGUGGGUUAGAAGGUUUGUUUUUGGGAGGUAACUAUGUUGUUGGAGUAGCAUUGGGUCGCUGUGUUGAAGGAGCUUAUGAAAGUGCUGAAGAAAUAUCUCAAUUUCUUAUUAAAUCUUUUAGCAAGUGAUGCCAUCAUGCUAUUAUCUUGCAAAUUCUCACAGUUAUGUAUUCUUUGACCCUCAAAUUGUUGUGCACACAAACUUUCUGUAUAAAGCAAAAAGAGUUUAUUUGAGGAAACUGUUUGUUGGCCAUCAUUGUUAGAUCAAUUCCAGAAGUUACUGAUCUGAAUAAAAAAUUUGUAUUUCAUGCAAUGAAACUAUAAAUGCAAGUGGAGGUUAUAUUAGAUUAUAGAGUGAAAAGGUUAUUAGGCCACAAAUUUGUGUUGUGGAUGGGAUGUUCUCGCUGAUGGAGGCAAGAGGUUUGUAGUAAGAUCAUUGUAAGCUUGUGGACGAUUUUUCAGCAAUAUCCAUCUAUGAGAGCAUCUUACAAGAUUCCGCUUUUA
Molecule: messenger RNA, 2321 nt
Organism: Cryptomeria japonica (Japanese cedar)
Lineage: Eukaryota; Viridiplantae; Streptophyta; Pinopsida; Cupressales; Cupressaceae
Product: protoporphyrinogen oxidase 1, chloroplastic
Exons: 9
Coding region: 306-1946 (546 amino acids)
Biological process (GO): porphyrin-containing compound biosynthetic process
Molecular function (GO): protoporphyrinogen oxidase activity, oxygen as acceptor
Source: RefSeq, a predicted model, not a curated record